CAGUCCUGCUGCUGUUGCUUCUUCUUUUCUUCCCAGUGGCUCCCGGCGCGACCGCCGGUGUCGCGUUGCCUCGCUGCCGCGUAAUGUCCCUUAGCUUGAAUUUGCUCUCUGCUGUCGUCUCUUACAACAGUGGACCUCUCCCAGCGACAGGUCCAGCUCAAGAGUUGAUGGCAGCCUCCUCUGUCCUGAACAGUCCCGACACGCACUCGGCAUUGUCGCCUUGAGAGUACGCCAACAGCAAUAGCAGCAGUAGCAGUCAAGCGUUUGGUAGUAGCGGCUUCGAUAAAGGUACUUAGUCUUAAAGCGGGCAGGACGGUUCACCGUUCGAAGGGAACCGACAGCCUAAGUCCCUUCAAUCGAAAUCAGUGGUCGUUUUGUAGGCGACGAACUCUGCUGCAGGACUAGCGCCGUUCUAGCGUUCGCUUGCAAACUUGGGCCGGUUCCCUAAUUACGCGCCACAAUAAGUACUAUCAUCGAAAAUAAAUAGCAAGACCUGUACUAUUUGCCUGCCAUUUGUUGACACUAUUGUUUUCCCGAAUGUAUCGCAGUACAGUGCCGACGCCACUGCAUCGAGCGAGAGCUGAACUUUUAAAUUGUGCAAUGAGCGUCUACAAGUGUAAAACAAGAAUAACAGGCGCCUGAGUUCUUGAAAAAAGAUUUCUAAAGUAGAAAUCCUGUAUACACGGGAAAUAGCAAGCUGAUUACAAGAUGAAUGAAGCGAACUUGGUGUGAUUCGUAAUGUGGCCUGCUUAAAGAUAGGAUUCAUUACUACGAAUAGAAAAGUGUGAUAUCUAAUCUAAAGAUUCCCUAAAUGCAGCAGUAGCAAAGUCACCAGCGACUUGAUAUCCUCUCAUUGUCACCCAUCGACACAUAAUGCCUCCGCGUCAGAAGCUACACCGUAAAGGCCACUCGAAACGUGUUAAACGGUUUGUCGAGGAGAAUGAUUUCGAACUUGAUCCUAUGUCAACGUUAGAUGUUGAAGAUCUUUUAACAGAAAGGAGGCAUAUCAUGGUGGCCACACUCGUGGCAUGCUUCACAUUAUUUUUCUGGAUUAUCGCAGUCAGCACUUCGUAUUGGGUAAUAAUCGACGGCGGACCAUCAGGAAUACACAUGAACCAUACGAGAGUUACAUAUUUACAUGGACAUAUGGGACUCUUUCGCAUGUGCCGUUCAGUUGUACGACACUCUUGGCUCGGCGGUCGACCCUCUUCGGAGGGGGCUCAAGAGGAGUGCCGUUAUUUCUACGUAAAUCCGAACAAGGCCGAAUAUAGCACAGACGCGAUGUUGGACCGGACGAUACUUGAGUACACCCGAUCACAGAUUGCGUUUACCUGUGUCAGUAUCUUCGUGAUUAUAAUGGCUAUCGCGUUUUCGAUGUACACCUUUACGCAGCAGCGGUACAUGUUCAAGAGACUCGCUGGAGGCGUCUAUUUCAUUGCUGCUGGAGUUAUGCUGGUAAUGAUCGAAAUUGAAUCAAACAAUACCAAUUACGAGCAGAACCACUUUCAUCAACGCCACCCAUUUCAGGCCCAGUGGUCGUUUGGGUUAUCCUACUUUCUCGCCUGGAUCUGUCUCAUUACUUUCGCAGCAAUUGGUGGACUCUUCAUUGUCUACUCACGUAAACGUAAAUUGGACAUUGCUGCCGAUCGAGGAUUCUCGCUUAGCUAGAACGGAGACGUAUUGUUAUUACGAUCGUAAUCUGUCAGUCUGAUCCAGAAUCUGUCCGCAGUGUUAGCUCAGUGGAUAUUGCACUCGUUGACCGAGAGCAUGUGGACGUAUUUGCACCAAGGUCAAAGUUCUUAUCUAUUUGCUUCCAGGUAUAAAUAGAUUUAUGCAUACCCUUGACCCCCAAUGCUCACACGUAAGAUGUACUUAUUGUAUUUUGGUAUGAAGCUCAAAUCUUCGUCACAAGUUAAGCUAUGUCAAGUUUAGUUUUAAGUUAUUUCAAUGUUUAACAAAGCUUUAGGCAUUGCCGUUGAUGCCAUACGAUAGAUAGUUUGGGUGUUACCCAACGUCGUUAUACGUCGCUACGAAAGGUUAGUUUUUAAUUAGUUGGUACAGUCUUAUGACUCCAGAGAUGAGCGGCAGCGAUAAGGCAGAAGCGAUUGUUGACUGCCGUCCGCCAAGGACAAGCGACUUUUUAAGCUUGAGAGCGAUUGCCUUCACAUAUUGUUAGGGUAAGGCGGGCACCGAAUGUACUAAGUGAAGCUUGUUGUGCAUUGUAAGACGGAUUUUGUAGACUUUGUGCGGGUUACGUUUAAAUAAUUACACUGCGUUUAGGCAAUCUCUGCGGUAGCCCAUUAAGUUAAAGCCUUCAAUCUGAAUAGUUUAACUAAUAUUCUACAUUAAGAUGACUAAUUGAUAGGAUAGAUUCAAUUGUCUGUGUACAAUUUUAAAGAUUAUUUGGGUCGCAAACCAGAAUUAUUUUAGAGAAAAGAUCCUUCCAGGCAAACAGAUCUGAAAAUGUGUUCCCCAUCGUAUAGCUCAAACAAGAACCAUGAUUUAAGCUCAUAUGGUCAGGUUCAAGGAAUAAUACGAAACGAAAACUCGAUCUAUUUUUACCUUAUGUGAAAGAAUAUACUUGUAUACCCAAAGUCUUUUUACCUACGUUUUCUAUGACCUGAACGCUCCCUUUCUAAUGACCUUCUUUGUAAGGUUAGUGUUUCAAGGGCUUUUGCAAUGGUCCGUGUGUUAUGUUCGGAGCUUACCUCGUUGUUUUGAUACAAUUUCUAGGAUCGAUUUUAUAGAUACACGGUUUAGAUAGAUGAGUGUGUACGAAAAAAGAUCCAUAACGUCACCAUAUAUCGACAGCUUGACGAUGGCAUAGGUCAUACGGAUUUGUUUUGAUCAGCCACAAGGCUAUAGACGACGUUGCGAGGUGUGCCGAAUUAAACUUAAGCGAUGACGAAGAAGCGGUGAAGAAAAAGAAACAAAAAUAAUAAUUAAAAGUACUCGAUCGUUUCCGUCGACGAAGACUAUUGUGUGUUGGUGCGCGGCGCGCAGCCCAAGUGACAUGGGAGCGUUACAAUGCAUAGUAAACUGAUCGUAUCGGCACCUAAAUGCAUCUCAUAUGCUACAAUCAGUGGCGCUGUAAACUGCAUCUGAUUACAUUAUUUAAUGAGCUGUAUACUUUAGUGAGGACUGGUCAAGAUUAAUUUACGAUAAUCAAGAUCGCCACAAUGGUACGUACGUACGUACGUACGGGCGGGCUAUUCUUGAACGAUAACUGCAUGUAUAUUUGGGGAAAUUAUGAUACGUCUUGUUGUUUCCGUUACUUCAUGCAUCGUUUCAGCCAACGAAGUACUCAUCCAGCAGGUGAUACCAAGGCAUCAAUAAAUACAAUAAAAGACAAUCGUACAUCGUGAGCGACACACACGUA
This is a messenger RNA of Varroa destructor (honeybee mite), 3379 nucleotides long. RefSeq lists its product as uncharacterized. Gene Ontology annotation, cellular component: plasma membrane. The record is from RefSeq and is a predicted model, not a curated record. Lineage: Eukaryota; Metazoa; Arthropoda; Arachnida; Mesostigmata; Varroidae.